Plodia interpunctella (Indianmeal moth) is the source of this 3557-nucleotide messenger RNA. It is a transcript of the gene Vps35, whose product is annotated as Vacuolar protein sorting 35. The transcript is spliced from 17 exons. Bases 135 to 2567 code for a protein of 810 amino acids. Gene Ontology annotation, cellular component: late endosome; retromer complex; retromer, cargo-selective complex. Gene Ontology annotation, biological process: retrograde transport, endosome to Golgi; intracellular protein transport. The record is from RefSeq and is a predicted model, not a curated record. NCBI's taxonomy places the organism in Eukaryota, Metazoa, Arthropoda, Insecta, Lepidoptera, Pyralidae.
GCAUACUACACAGGUUAGUCUGGCGCACUUGCUUGUUACCAUUAUAUCACUGACUUCCUAAGAACCCUUUUAUCAGAACGUAACCAAAAACCUUCCUCUCGACUUUAUCAGAAUAUUAAGUGUUGAUAAAUAUUAUGCAGGCAGAUAUGACGAAUCAGGCUUCUCCCGUUGAGGAGCAGGAGAAGCUCUUGGAAGAGGCUUUGAAUGUUGUGAAAGUUCAGGCAUUCCAGAUGAAGAGAUGUCUGGACAAGUCCAAGUUGAUGGAUGCCCUGAAGCAUGCCUCGACCAUGCUCGGCGAGCUGAGAACCUCAUUACUGUCUCCAAAGAGCUAUUAUGAGCUUUACAUGGCAAUAACAGACGAGCUCCGUCACCUGGAAUUGUACCUCCUUGAGGAGUUCCAGAAGGGCCGCAAGGUCGCUGACCUUUACGAAUUGGUGCAGUAUGCUGGCAACAUUGUGCCCAGAUUGUACCUGCUGAUCACCGUUGGCUUGGUGUACAUCAAGACUAGUACAAACCUUAGGAGGGAUCUUCUGAAGGACCUAGUAGAGAUGUGCCGCGGGGUGCAGCACCCGCUCCGAGGACUAUUCCUGAGGAACUACCUGCUGCAGUGCACGCGCAACAUCCUGCCCGACACUACUGACGCGCAGAACGAGAAUGAAGGCACUGUGCGCGAUGCAAUAGACUUUGUUCUCAUGAAUUUUGCCGAAAUGAAUAAGCUGUGGGUGAGGAUGCAGCACCAGGGACAUUCCAGAGAUAAAGAGCGCCGCGAACGCGAACGUUCCGAACUACGAAUUCUAGUCGGCACGAACUUAGUCCGACUGUCGCAAUUAGAGUCCGUGACGGUAGAACACUACCGGAAGCUGGUGCUACCGGGCAUUCUGGAGCAGGUGGUCAGCUGCAGGGACGCUAUAGCCCAGGAGUACCUCUGCGAGUGUAUCAUACAGGUGUUCCCCGAUGAGUUCCACCUGGCAAAUCUGCAGCCGUUCCUAAAAUCGUGCGCGGAGCUGCAGGCCGGGGUCAACAUCAAGAAUGUCAUCAUAGCACUGAUUGAACGACUCGCUGCUUACAGCCAGAGAAACGAGGGCACAAUCAAUCUGAACGUCGUGAUGGAAGAUGGUCAGGAACAAGAGGUGCAGUUGUUUGAAGUGUUCUCAGACCAAGUAGCUGCCAUUACCCAGACCCGUAUGGACAUGCCACAAGAGGACAUGCUCAGUUUACAACUAGCGCUCCUCAAAUUGGCUCAAAGGGUACAUCCGGACAAACUGAGUUAUGUGGACCGCGUGUUGGCUCACACGGACAAAAUUUGCCAGGACAUACACAAGAGCAGCGGCAAAACCCAUCUUGAACACAACACGCCAGUGUUCAAAGAGUUGAUGAAGAUAAUCAAGCUGCCAGCGGAACACUACAAGAAUAUGCUGACCCUGAUAAAGCUGGAACACUACGCGCCGCUGAUAAACCACCUCAACCACCCGGGGCGGGUGAUGGUGGCGGUCCAUCUCAGUGGAGUCGUGCUGGACCAAGCCGAGCCUAUUUCUACACCGGCACACGUGGAGGCAGUGCUGGGGAUGCUGGACGUGCUGGUGCGCGACCAGGAGGCGGGCGGCGCCGAGCGCGAUGCUGAGGACUUCAUGGAGGAGCAGGGGCUGCUGGCCAGACUGAUCCACCAUUUCAAGUCGGACAACCCGGACCAGCAAUACUUGAUUCUAAGCACAGCGCGGAAGAUGCUGUCGGGCGGCGGAGCUCAGCGAAUACAGCACACGUUCCCGCCAAUUCUGUUCCACGCGUACCAGCUCGCUUUCUGGUACAAGGAUCUGAAGGAUCAGGAUGACAUGUGGGAGAAGAAAUGUCAGAAAAUUUUCCAGUUCUGUUAUCAGAUGAUAGGAACUCUUGUCAAGGCUGAAUUAGCCGAAUUACCUUUGAGGCUAUAUCUGCAAGGCGCGCUAGCUAUAAGUGAGAUAGGAUUCGCGAAUCACGAGACAAUGACAUACGAGUUCCUCUCGCAAGCGUUCUCGCUGUAUGAAGACGAGAUAUCUGAUAGCAAGGCGCAGUUGGCGGCUAUAACACUGAUUAUAUCCACUUUUGAACAGAUCAACUGUUUCGGGGCCGAGAACGCCGAACCGAUGCGUACGCAAUGCGCCCUGGCGGCCAGCAAAUUGCUCAAGAAACCCGACCAAAGCCGUGCGGUGGCGUUAUGUGCUCAUCUGUUCUGGAAGGCCACCAAAGAUGGGAAUCAGUGGCCCCUCAACGACGCAAACCGCGCUUUAGACUGCCUAAAGAAAGCAGCCCGCGUCGCGCAGCAAUGUAUGGACGGUGGAGUACAAGCACAAUUGCUGGCCGAACUGUUGGGACGAUACGCUUUGUUACGGGAGAGGGGGAACGCUAGCCUCACUGUAAACCUCAUUGAGACGGUGAUCCAAAAGAUACGCGAAGAGCUAGCCAACCUCGACCAAUCAGAAGAGGUGGAACAAAUAACAAAACACUUUCACAACACGCUCCAACAUCUCAAGAACAGGAUGGAGAACCCCGAUCCAGAUGCGCUGGGCUACGAAGGGCUGAACCUUUCCUGAAGAAGUUAGGUUGUGUCCACAAGAUGGCGGCGUCGCGGACGUCACAAAAUGGCGGACUAAAUAUCAAGUUGUGAGUUUAUUCCACUACUAAACGCCUGAGCGGUAUUCCACUAUGAAGGCAUUCCGUAUCAAAUUCUUUGUGCAAUAUUUUUUCUAUCUCUUUCAUAAUGUUACGUAAUAAGAAAGAGAUGGCAGUAACAUUCGACAAAGAAUUUGAUAAAUGGAAGGCCCUUUGUGUGUUUGUAUUAUUUACAUUGUGUUUAAUUACAUAGAUUAUUGUUAAGUGCGAUAGUUUUUUUUUUUACUGUUAAUAACAAUUUAUUUACUGUAAAUGCAUGUGCAAUAUUUUGUACAGAAUAAGAAAUGGUCGAAAGCGCAGUAUCAAAUUGACUGGCAACACUGUUUAUCAACUAAUGUAGUCGGGAAUAAAUCUAACCAAUCACAUCCGUACGAGUUGGUAUUGCAAUAAUAAAAAAGUCUAGUUUCUACUAUUUUGUGUCGGUAAAUACAUUUAUUAAAUAGUUAAGUUUAUUUAAAUGAUGAGAUGAGAAAAUUUAAGAUAUGAUUUAAUUAUAUAAUCCUGAUUUUGAUUCUACUCAAUAUUGUUUAAAAGGUUCCUACAGUCUUGUCAAGUAAAAUUAAUGAGGCCGCUGUCUCCUAUUAGCUGGCAAUUAUAUUUGGUAUUGCAAUAGCGAAAAAAUGUAGUGUGUCAAGAAUCCGUUUUCUUCACUUAACAGACUGUAUGACAUGCAAAUACCAAUAUAAAAAAAUAUAUUGUCAUUGGCGGACUGAACAAGACUAUGUCUGUAAAAUUGUCUAUGAAAUUAUAUUUAAUAAUUCGGAAUGUAACUUUAUCAACAUUCCUAAUAUACGUAUAAAAUUAUAUAAGACGCGAUUAUAUAUGAUCUGUAUUCAGUUGUUAUACAUUGUAAAUAUAUUUUAUAUUUAACUGAUGGCGUGUAAGAUUGCAAUAAAUGUAGAAUUAUGUUA